This is a messenger RNA of Diatraea saccharalis (sugarcane borer), 1241 nucleotides long. The record is from the annotation of a GenBank genome assembly. Lineage: Eukaryota; Metazoa; Arthropoda; Insecta; Lepidoptera; Crambidae.
AUGUUGGAGUACCUACUUUGCAUUACAUCAAAUUUGCACAUGCUUUUUAAUAAUUUAUAGAAUCCGUACAGAAAUCACAAAAUGGCUAAAGAUCCCCUUAAUGAAAUAAUUGAAUUUCUAAAGCCCGAAGCCAGAAUAGACUUGAAACACAUUUCCGUAGAGCAUUUAGUAGGAUUAUCGGCGAGCGAAGAAGGUGUCAAAACUUUAUUAAAAAACGAACAAGUUAUACAGAAUAUAAUCGAAUUGACCGGUGACAAAGUUGAAGAGAUAGCAAAGAACGCUCUCUUAGUGCUUGUUAAUGUGUCAGCUAACGUGAACGGCGCUACAGAACUACUUAAAUACAGACCGAGCAGAUUCAAAAACGUACUCGAAUUACUAGUGAGUUAUGUGCUUAAUCCAGAUAAAAAGGACGCAGAUGCUGCCUGCAUGAUCCUAUCCAACAUCACGAGACUCGAAGACGAACUGGAAGUGUGUUUAGACUCAUUCAUACCUCAUCUAAAUGAUAUUCUUAAUGCAUUUGUAAAUAUAGAUUACAACAAAAGAGGUUCCAACUUACAUUAUUUAGCACCCAUGUUUAGUAACUUAAGCUGUAGUUAUAGGAUAAGAAAAUGGCUAACUGAAGAAAACCCACAUGUACCUGUUAUUAAACUAUUACCAUUCUGCAAUUACGAUCAAUCAAGUAUACGUAAAGGAGGAGCCAUUGGCACUGUAAGAAAUUUGUCUUUUGACACAGAGUAUCAUGAUUUUCUAUUAAACAACAACUUAGAUCUGUUGACAUACUUACUAAACCCUAUUAUGGGUAAUGAAGAUUACCCAGAUGAAGAAAUGGAUAAGUUACCAAUAGAUUUACAAUAUUUACCAAAAGAGAAACGUAGAGAAACUGACAUUGAUAUUCGCAAGAUGAUAUUAGAAACUCUAAACAAAUUGUGCACUAAACGCACAGGUAGGGAAAUGUUAAGAGAAAAUGGCGUUUAUUAUGUUCUAAGAGAGUAUCAUAAAUGGGAGAAAGAUCCACAGGCAUUACUUGCUUGUGAGAAUGUUGUCGAUAUACUGAUCCAGAAAGAAGAAGAAGUCGGUGCUGAUGAUCUGUCAACCGUUGAAGUACCGGACGACAUGAAAGAGAAAUUCGAAAAGAUGGACAAGGAAUAUUUAAAAGCGGUUCAGUGAUAAUUUUUUUUAAUACUAUUGCGUUUAUGUACAAAAUUGUAUAUUUUAUGUUCAUUAAAUACUCUAUGUUGACU